This is a messenger RNA of Cylas formicarius (sweet potato weevil), 1957 nucleotides long. RefSeq names its product T-complex protein 1 subunit alpha (gene CCT1). The record is from RefSeq and is a predicted model, not a curated record. Lineage: Eukaryota; Metazoa; Arthropoda; Insecta; Coleoptera; Brentidae. The coding region runs from base 146 to 1819 and encodes 557 amino acids. Gene Ontology annotation, biological process: protein folding. The transcript has 7 exons. Gene Ontology annotation, molecular function: ATP binding; ATP-dependent protein folding chaperone; ATP hydrolysis activity. Gene Ontology annotation, cellular component: chaperonin-containing T-complex.
GAAUUUACCGUUGAAAAAAAAAACAUCAACUCGAUCGUGCCCGUUUAUCUGUGCUCGUCUGGCAUCUACAAUUUUAUUAUCCACGGGUCCAAGUUCUUGUGAUUGUUGUAAAUUGCGGUGCGGUCGUCAGCUUAUGCUAUAAAAAAUGUCUAUUAGUGCUAGCCCUUUGUCCGUAGCUGGCCAGAGAACGUCUGGGGCCCCGGUUCGCACGCAAAAUGUUAUGGCGGCAGCCUCAAUCGCAAAUAUUGUCAAGAGUUCUUUGGGACCCGUCGGGUUAGACAAAAUGCUCGUGGACGACAUAGGAGAUGUUACAGUUACCAAUGAUGGUGCUACCAUUUUAAGGCUACUGGAAGUGGAACAUCCGGCUGCCAGAGUGCUCGUGGAGCUGGCGCAGCUACAGGACGAAGAAGUCGGUGAUGGUACGACUUCAGUUGUCAUCAUAGCAGCCGAAUUGUUAAAGAAUGCGGACGAAUUGGUGAAACAGAAAAUUCACCCCACAUCAAUCAUCAGCGGUUACAGGUUGGCUUGCAAAGAAGCUUGCCGAUACAUCCAAGAUCAUCUGACCAUUCCGGUUGAUGAGCUGGGAAAGGACUGUAUCGUAAACGUCGCGAAAACUUCCAUGAGCUCAAAAAUCAUCGGCGCUGAUGCGGAUUUGUUUUCGUCCAUGGUGGUUGAAGCCGCUUACGCGAUCAAAGUGACAGACCCGAAAGGCAACCCCCUAUACCCGAUCAAGGCCGUAAAUAUCCUGAAAGCACACGGGCGCAGCGCCAGGGAGAGUAUCCUGGUGCAGGGCUACGCCUUGAAUUGUACUGUUGCGAGCCAAGCGAUGACGAAGAAAGUCGUCGGCGCCAAACUCGCGUGUCUCGAUUUUUCGCUGAAAAAGGCUAAAAUGAAGAUGGGAGUUCAGGUGCUGGUCACCGACCCGGACAAACUAGAAGCGAUCAGGUCGAGGGAACUUGACAUCUCCAAGGAGAGGAUCCAAAAAAUACUGGCGACCGGCGUUAACGUCGUCCUCUGCUCGGGCGGUAUCGACGACCUGUGCCUGAAGUAUUUCGUCGAAGCCGGCGCCAUGGCCGUGCGUCGCGUGAAAAAAGCCGAUCUGAAGCGCAUUGCCAAAGCCACCGGGGCCACCUUCCUCACAUCUCUCACCAACAUGGAGGGUGAAGAAUCAUUCGAAGCCAGCAUGGUCGGAGAAGCCGCCGAGGUUACACAAGAACGAAUCUCCGACGACGAGCUCAUCAUCAUUAAAACACCCAAACAGCGAACAGCGGCAUCGAUCAUUUUACGCGGCCCGAACGAUUUCUAUUGCGACGAGAUGGAGAGGUCGGUCCACGACGCCCUCAGCGUCGUUAAACGGGUACUCGAAUCGAAGAGCGUAGUCGUGGGGGGCGGGGCCGUCGAGGCCGCGUUAUCCAUUUACUUGGAGAACUUUGCGACGACGCUGAGCAGCCGGGAACAGCUGGCCAUCGCCGAAUUCGCGAGGAGUCUGCUCGUCAUCCCCAAAACCUUGGCGGUGAACGCGGCGAAAGACGCCACCGACCUGGUAGCCAAGUUGAGGGCAUACCACAAUUCCAGUCAGACCAAAGUCGAUCACGCGCACUUAAAGUAUGUCGGGCUGGACUUGAUCGAGGGCACGGUCAGGGAUAAUAAGAAAGCCGGAGUUCUUGAGCCGACCCUCUCCAAGAUUAAAUCGUUGAAAUUCGCAACGGAGGCCGCCAUUACGAUUUUGCGGAUAGACGACAUGAUAAAGCUGGAUUCGCAAGAUAAGAAGGGCAAAAGUUAUCAGGACGCCAUGGACAGUGGCGAGCUGCACGGUUAAGGCGUUCGUUUUACCUGCCGCAUAUAUUUUGCAAUGGCUAACUUUAAAUUUUUCACAUAACAGUGCCGCCUUUUUUCAGUUUUUAAUUCAUUCGGAAAAAGCGUUUCUCAUUUUGUCUUAACAUGUCGAUUUAGAAAU